UUUAAGCAGGUUUCAUUUAUAGUUAAUGAUAUAAAUAUUGAAGAGAUAGAGAUUUAGGAAGGCAAGAAGCUUGGUGUCUACUCACAGUACCAUCUUCAGCAGAAAUCUGUGAUUGGUUAAAGCUUUGUCGCCCACAAUGCGUUUCGUUGUCAUCUUCCUCUUUCUCUUUGUCAUUACUGUUGGAAAUGCUCUGCGCUGUAUCAGACAAGCCAAGAAUAUGAAGCAGGAACAGGAAUGUUCAAAGGCUGAAACAAAAUGUUUAACGUUUAUAACGAAAAACAGUGGCGUCUUAAAGUAUUGUGCCAAGAGUUCCGAGUGUGUAACAACUAAGUUCACGGCUCUGCCUUCGGAGAAGGUUACGUGCUGCGACACGGACUUGUGCAAUAAGUGA
Xenopus tropicalis (tropical clawed frog) is the source of this 391-nucleotide messenger RNA. Its product is annotated as xenoxin-1-like. The record is from RefSeq and is a predicted model, not a curated record. Lineage: Eukaryota; Metazoa; Chordata; Amphibia; Anura; Pipidae. The coding region runs from base 137 to 391 and encodes 84 amino acids. The transcript has 4 exons.